This is a messenger RNA of Oreochromis niloticus (Nile tilapia), 3712 nucleotides long. It is a transcript of the gene kctd12b, whose product is annotated as potassium channel tetramerisation domain containing 12b. Lineage: Eukaryota; Metazoa; Chordata; Actinopteri; Cichliformes; Cichlidae. The transcript has a single exon. Gene Ontology annotation, biological process: protein homooligomerization; regulation of G protein-coupled receptor signaling pathway. Gene Ontology annotation, cellular component: signaling receptor complex. The record is from RefSeq and is a predicted model, not a curated record. Gene Ontology annotation, molecular function: protein binding. The coding region runs from base 976 to 1827 and encodes 283 amino acids.
UUUGAAUGUGACCCUGGCAAAUAUUAGGUUCGGACAGUGGUGCAGUUUGGCGUUUAGAUGGCUGUUUAGUCAGGUCUAGCUCACUGAUAAAAACCGACCCAUUAAUAGACCAUUACAGGACAACUUGGAGUCAAAUCGCACAAUCAUAACCGCGACUCCACUGGGAGAAUCACGGAAAGGUGCUGUCGGCUUGUUCUUGGAAGACUGGGUGUUUUUGAGCUGAAUCACGGCAGAGGCGCGUCACCGUGGGGCGUGGUUAACCGUAAGAGAUAAACGCCGUGUCCACCGUUACGAUGCAGUUAAGUUACAGUUUGGCACGAGACGACACCGGAGCGGAGAGUCUGAGCAGCUAACCAGCGCGCGUAAAGGGAUGGAGACGAAUGAGAUCUUUUUAUUUACUGUAUUAGCCUCUCACUACAUUUGGAACUUCGUCUUCGUCGCGUGGAUUUUAACAACAAUAGAACCUUUAGACCCGGACUACUAUAAAACGCAUUAUUGAAGUUGGGUCACCUGAUCCUGUAUGCGCCAGGACACCCGACCGAGAUUAGAGCAAGAGAAGUCGUAAUGAGUAGUUGUGCAAAUGGUGCAUUUCCUAACCAGAGAGCUGGUACGGAAAGCAGAAUUUCAUGCUCAAGCUACACGUCUACCUGCGCGUAAAGGACAUGGACAUUACGGCUCCGGUCGCCGCUUCCUGAAUCACUGCGCUAUGUUUUAGUAAGUAAAUGAAAAAGCUGUAGUUAGAUUAGAAGCAGUGUAGCAGCUUAAAGCUUUUAUACGAGCUUUUUUCUUAUUUUUAUGCGCUGACAAAUAGUGCAGCGCUCCAAUAGCACAGGACCUGAAAUCUGGCAGCCAAGCAGCACACACCAUUGACCGUGAAAGGCUUGGAAACAGUUCCAGUGCUCCCCGAUUUGAACUUUAACUAAAACAAGUUUUUCAAAGUUGCAUCUAAGUGGACGAGCGUGGCAGGAGUGGAACAUGGCUUUGCCAGAUAGUGGCAUAUCUGCAGAGGAGAUACCCUUCCCAGAGAUCAUAGAGCUCAAUGUCGGUGGGCAGGUGUACAUAACCCGCUACUCUACACUCACAAGCGUGCCAGACUCUCUGCUGUGGGAGAUGUUUACUCAAAAGUCAGCCAAAGGACUGGCCAGGGACACAAAGGGGCGCUUCUUUGUAGAUCGUGAUGGUUUCCUGUUUCGUUACAUCCUGGACUACAUGCGCGACCAGCAGCUGGUCCUUCCAGACCACUUCCCAGAGCGUGGCCGUUUGCAGAGAGAGGCUGAGUUCUUCAACCUGCCAGAGCUCGUCAAGCUUCUGGCACCCAAAAUCAGCAAACAGAACUCCCUUGGUGAUGAGGGAUGUCCUAGUGACACAGAGGACUCCUCACCUGGGACUGACACCUCCCGUAACCUCGGCUCUCUAGGUGCUGCUGCUGCUGCCUGUGCCAGCCUGGUGCCCGGUGCCAUGGAUGGCAAACGUUCUGGGUUCAUCACUAUUGGCUACCGAGGCUCCUACACCUUGGGGCGUGACAGCCACACGGAUGCCAAAUUUCGCCGAGUGGCACGGAUCAUGGUGUGCGGGAAGACCUCCCUGGCUAAAGAGGUGUUUGGGGAAACGCUGAACGAGAGCCGGGACCCGGACCGCCCCCCUGAGCGCUAUACAUCCCGCUACUAUCUCAAGUUCACCUUCCUGGAGCAGGCUUUUGACAAGCUGGCAGAUGCAGGCUUUCACAUGGUGGCCUGCAAUUCCACAGGAACCUGCGCCUUUGCCCACGAGCAGACGGACGACAAGAUCUGGACCAGCUACACUGAAUAUGUGUUCUACCGUGAGUGAGACUAUCGGCUUUGUUUCCCCGGUCCCCUCACCCUGUAUCCAAGAAACCCCCCCCUCCAGUCUCCAGCCAUCCUGUCUUUCUCUCUCUCUGAUGGCUUCUGAACCAGUAGAUGUACUGUAGAUGUUGUGCCCUUCCAUCUCUCUUUACAGCCUCCAGCUUUUAUCCUGUGAACAGUACCUGGCCGCUGCUCUGACUCUUCAUACCUUCUCUGCAGAUCGAACCUGCAGCCUUCCCCUUCAACCCCAAAUUCACCCUCCCCCCCCUCAUCCUCAGGCCAAGCUUUUGCCCUUGCUUAAGCCGCCGCCGCUUCAUCUAGUUGUAGUCCCCAGCCCUGAACCACAGCAACCCCACAGCCAUUCCUGCAGAGACUGAUACCUUCUAUUCCCUUUUUGUACUCUCUAUAUAGUGCAUAUGCCUUGGUUAAAGCACAAUACUGUAUCCAAGAGCUAAUUUUGUUGAAUAAAAAAACACCAGUGUGUCUAUAUGACUAGUGAACCAGUCAUAAGGGCAUAAGGGAAAGGGCUUCAAAGAGUUGCCGUGAUGUACAGUGCUAUAUUUUGCCUGCUUACUCAAGCAGAUCGGACUGUCUCCUGCUCCUUUGAACUAAAUUACCAAAUAAUUGGACAUCUUAUCAGCCUUGAGGGACGUGAGAAACCCCAGCACAUGCACACACACACACACAAAGGAAGUGUAAUCUAAUUUCCUUUAGUUUUUAUUAAAUGUGUCCAGUACCAUGUCCGUGUGGUUUGGGAACGUGCCAUAGUUAAUCUGUUCUGCUGCUUUGGAGUGAAUGGAAAAGAAAAGACUGCAGUGAAGUUAUUUUUUCAGAAAAAGCAGAUUGAAGUUGUGCAGAGGUCUCCUUUUCCAAAAAAAAGAAAGAAAAAGAAAGAAAGAAAGAAAACAGGUUGUGUGGCAAAUGUUGAAAAACUAUUAAAGCUCAAAUAUUAAGAGAUCUUAUAGACAGAGAACGAGAGAGGGGGAAAAAGGUGUGUGUAUUGACUGUGCAGUGGAGCUUUCAGUAUUUUAAUCACCCACACUGAUAGGGCAGAGAAGAUGGAAGGUGUUACAUCACUCAUGGUCCACUGCUCUUUUUUCAUUUAUUGUGCUUCUUUGAAAUUUAUUUGUUCAAUUACAUCUUAAAGAUGAUUAUUUUCCACAGCCGGUCACAUGUCAGAAUGGGCUUACACAUUACUUCCUGUUAUUUGCGUAAGAAGAAAUCAGCAGUCAUCACAGCAGAUCUUUGGAUGUCCUGUAAUCAACAAUGUUAUUCUUAAUACUCAGUAUUAGCUGAAGCGGCUGCAUAUUUGACUAUAGCUCACUCCUUCUGUAAGUGAAUACCCGCGAGAAAGGGUAGGAUUUGCUGUAGCCAGCCAAAGCCCAGUGUUUUCUCACCACUGUAGCAAUGGCAGCUUAUAGUGAGCGCGUUUAACUUUCAGUUACUCACAGUCGGCUCAAAAAGGAGCACAAGAUCCAGAUACAGCCUCAGGACGGGUCUGCACAUCAUAUACCUCAGACUAACAUAAACUUGGGACACUUAAAUCCAACAAAGGAUUCAUCAGAUUACAGGAAAAUGCAGAAAUGGCUCAAAACAAGGACAAAUAAGAGGUUUCGUUUAAAACUGUUUGGGGAACAGGCAGCGCAAUGCAGAGUUCACCCGUGCGACAAGGUGUCGACUUUUUAGUGUGUCUGACAGUUAUAAUAAAUGUAUUCUGAAAUGUCUAGAAAUUGCAAUAUUGUGUUUCAGUGUGAUGAAGUGUUGUUGACAUUCGAGUCAGUCUGUUAGACCCUGCUGCAGUGUGUCGCUGCAGGCGUAGACAACACUGAUAUUAAAAGUGUUCCACCAAACGCAAAUUGAUUUGUCAAAUAAAAUAUGCUUUCUUUCUA